AUGUUCUUCUAUGCAAGCCCACAAACGCGUCAAUUCAUCUCGAUCGCCUAUAUGGUGAUGGGUGGAUUGGACACGAUUCUCAUCUCACUCACAACUUUUGUCAUUCUACGAAAAUCGAGCCAAGAUAUGAGAAUUUAUAAAUACGUUCAAUUGAAUAUUAUGAUCACCACAAUUCCCGAGCUUUCAAUUCUUAAAGACGAGAAAAGUGUGCUGAUUUUCGAUUUAAACGAGAUCUGGUUUCGUUUUUAUUUACUUUGGGUGAGCGUGUCGAUGACGUUGAUCAUCGGAGCGAUGGCCACAAUGAAAUACACGAUUCUGAAAUGGUUGACACAUCAAAAGAAACACUUGAGUCCGGUGGCGCUCGCGUUUCACAAUCAAAUGAUCUUGACUCUGUUUUUGCAAGCUUUCAUCUCGUUCACUUGUAGUUGUUUGCCUUAUACAGCAGCUUUGUUGUCAGCAUUUGGUGUGACUGGGAUUCCGGAUAUUGUCACUUCACUCUGCUCUCUUUACGGAAGCUUUCACUCGGCACCAAGCUGUUUAUUGAUCUUGAUGACAACGACACCGUAUCGUCAAUAUGUUCUCAAUAUGUUUGAUUUUCGAUUGAAGCGAACCCAGCCCGUCUCUCCAAAUCAAACCACAAUCGUGUUCACCAGGUGGAAUAAUGGAAAAGGG
Molecule: messenger RNA, 672 nt
Organism: Mesorhabditis belari
Lineage: Eukaryota; Metazoa; Nematoda; Chromadorea; Rhabditida; Rhabditidae
Source: the annotation of a GenBank genome assembly